AGAAAGAAAGAAAGAAAGAAAGAAAGAAAGGAAAAAAAAUAGAAAAAAAAGAAAGAAAAUGAACUAAGUGGCAGUUCUUGGCAAUUUCAAGACAUUCCUAAUUUGUUUAACCAAUACACUAUAUUACAGAAUUGUCUUAUGGGUCUGCAAACAUUUGUUUUGUUUGUUAGUUUGUUUGUUUUAAUGCUUUUGCUUUUAUUUUUUUGAGACUAUGGUUUAGUUUCACUCUGUAACCCAAGCCGUCCUCAGACUCUUGACAAACCUCCUGCUAAAGCAGUGCUUCUUCACACCCAGCAUUUCUCAGUGCUUUGAAAAGGAAACUUUUGCUCACAGUAACAGUCCUCAAAAACAAUGAAAUAGAUGUAACUUAUAAUUAAAGUUCAGAUGUGUAAAAGGAAUGUUUACACAACAUCUGGGUAUCUGAAGUCUCUUUUUGGCAAAACUGGACGUGACCUUGGACUGUGGGAGGGAGAAGCCAGGACCCCUCUUCUCACCACUUCUCCUGACAGUGAAUUUCUCCCUGGGUGCACUUAGACCACGUGGCUGACUCACUGUUGCUGUAAAAACAGCAGCAGGCCCUGUGAUGAGAGCCUCUGAAACUGGAGCAAACUAGUCAGUAGCACCUUAUCAGCUGAGCCACCACAACACCCACACUUCCCAGCGAGCAAGCCGGGGUUCUCUUGCUGCCCUGCACUGAGAGCCGCGUCGGCCUGAACAACAUGCUUGAGUCUGCAGAGCUGUACUUCAAUGUGGACCAUGGCUACCUGGAGGGCCUGGUACGAGGGUGCAAGGCCAGCCUCCUAUCUCAGCAGGACUACGCCAACCUCGUGCAGUGUGAGACCUUAGAAGAUCUGAAAAUCCAUCUCCAGACCACUGAUUAUGGCAACUUCCUGGCUAAUGAAACAAACCCUCUCACUGUUUCCAAAAUUGACACGGAGAUGAGGAAAAAGCUCUGCAGGGAGUUUGACUAUUUCCGGAAUCAUUCGUUGGAGCCCCUGAGCACAUUUUUAACCUACAUGACAUGCAGCCAUAUGAUAGACAACGUAAUUCUACUGAUGAAUGGGGCACUGCAAAAGAAAUCUGUGAAAGAAGUUCUAGCCAAAUGUCACCCCCUGGGCCGUUUUACGGAGAUGGAAGCUGUCAACAUUGCCGAGACUGCCUCAGAUCUCUUCAAGGCUGUGCUGGUUGAAACACCGCUAGCUCCAUUCUUUCAAGAUUGUAUGUCUGAAAAUACUCUGGAUGAACUGAAUAUUGAAUUGCUGCGCAAUAAACUAUACAAGUCUUACCUUGAGGCAUUCUACAAAUUCUGUAAGGAUCACGGUGAUGUCACAGCAGAAAUUAUGUGUCCCAUUCUUGAGUUUGAAGCUGACAGACGUGCUUUAAUCAUCACUCUGAACUCAUUUGGCACUGAGUUGAGCAAAGAAGACAGGGAGACCCUCUUCCCCACCUGCGGCAAGCUCUAUCCUGAGGGGCUGCGUUUGUUAGCUCAAGCUGAAGACUUUGAACAGAUGAAGAGAGUAGCAGAUAAUUACGGAGUUUACAAGCCUUUGUUUGAGGCUGUAGGUGGCAGUGGGGGGAAGACACUGGAGGAUGUUUUCUAUGAGCGAGAGGUGCAAAUGAAUGUGCUGGCGUUCAACAGACAAUUCCACUAUGGUGUGUUUUAUGCCUAUGUAAAGUUGAAGGAGCAAGAGAUGAGAAAUAUCGUGUGGAUAGCAGAAUGCAUCUCACAGAGACAUCGAACUAAGAUCAACAGUUAUAUUCCAAUUCUAUAA
Molecule: messenger RNA, 1772 nt
Organism: Psammomys obesus (fat sand rat)
Lineage: Eukaryota; Metazoa; Chordata; Mammalia; Rodentia; Muridae
Gene: Atp6v0d2
Product: ATPase H+ transporting V0 subunit d2
Exons: 8
Coding region: 720-1772 (350 amino acids)
Biological process (GO): vacuolar acidification; vacuolar transport; proton transmembrane transport
Cellular component (GO): early endosome; vacuolar proton-transporting V-type ATPase complex; proton-transporting V-type ATPase, V0 domain
Molecular function (GO): proton-transporting ATPase activity, rotational mechanism
Source: RefSeq, a predicted model, not a curated record